GACUCUACCUUUUCAUAAUUAUCUGAAUAAUUUUCAGCCGAACAGGAAAUCUGAAAAUCCAAAAAUUAACAUCUGAUGGGAAUAAAUCCGUCCAAGAAACGCCUCUCUCUCUUUCUCUCUGUCUCUGUCUCUGUCUCUCUUCUUUUAAAUUUUUUGGUGAAGAAUCCACCAGAAGAAAAAAUAAAUAAAUAUAACGAAAGGGUAUUUUGGCAGGCAAGGUAAAACUAGAUAUGAUCAUGGAAUCUAAUUUGAGGAAGGGAAAUUAAAUAAGUGGGUGAAAAGAUACCAUGAUUGCAAGCAUCUUUACUCUACACCCAAAUGAACACAGUGAUUGAUGAUGUUUUAUUAUUUGCUCGUUUUAUUCUCUCUAACCGAGUCAUAAAGCCGCCAGCUUCUGCGUCUCGCAGCGUCGCAAACGAAACAAAAAAGAUCACCUUGAUGGGCAGUCUGAUGCAGUGAAAAGUUUAUCUAUGUGUGUUUUCUUUUUCCCACAUCAGAACUCCUCAGCCGAGAUCAGAAUCAAGGUACUAAGGAUUUUUAUUUUUAUUUUUAUUUUUCCUUCUUGGGUUUUGAUUCUGGAAUCGAACUGUGAAGAAACGGAAUUUUGUUUUGAUGGGUUGUUGUUGAAGAAUUAGAAGAAGAAUAAGAAGCAGAGUUUCUCGAUGUUCUUGAAUGUGUUGUUUUUAUUUUGGGUGAGGAUCAGCUGUUGAUUUUUGGAAGUUGGAAAUUCAAUUGAGGCAAAUUUGUUGAUAUGCCAAAGCUGUGUUAGGAAAGGGGUUUGCCGUAAAUCUGUUAUUAUCAUGCAGGAGCUGAUAUAAUUUUAUGAAAUUUGUAAUUCUAGCAGAGGGAAGAGAGAAUUUUCUUUUAUGGAGAGUUGGUGAUUGUUUAGAGAAUUUUUGUGGCUGAGCAUACAGAAAAAGGGUAUCGGAUUUGGAUUUUGGGGGGUUUCAUUGAAGUUUUAUUGAUAGUGAGCUUAAAUUCUUAUAUAUAACCAUGGAGAAACAGAGCUGUUCUAAACCGCCCACGAUGGAAAAACAACAGAGUUUUCGCGGUAUAUUGGUAGACAAGCAGCCGGUUAGUAGAGGAGUCAUGGAAAAGCAACAGAGUUUUCGUGGUCUGACAAUUGAAAAACAGCCAAGUACUCGCGUAGUGAUGGAAAAACAGCAUAGUUUUCGCAACCUAGCAACAGAAAAACAGCCAGGUAGUCGUGCAGUAAUGGAAAAGCAAGUAAGUUUUGGGAGGACAAUAGAGAAGCAGAAAAGUUUUCGUGGGUUUAUGGAGAGACAAAAGAGCUUUCGUGUAGUGAUGGAGAGGCAGUUGAGCUUCAUAGGGGGUGGUGAGAGGAAGAAGAAGAAUGAAUCACCAGGAAAACGAGGAGAUUCACCGCUUCACAUGGCAGCUCGAGCAGGGAAUUUGAGUAGGGUUAAGGAAAUAUUUGAUAAUUGCAAUGAUGAUAAUUUGAAGGAAUUGCUAUCUAAGCAGAAUCUAGAAGGGGAGACUGCCCUUUAUGUUGCAGCUGAAAAUGGGCAUGCUUUGGUCAUUGCUGAAAUGUUGAAACAUAUGGACCUUGAGACUGCAUCCAUCACUGCCAGGAAUGGCUAUGACCCAUUCCAUGUUGCUGCAAAGCAUGGUCAUCUCGAGGUGCUGAAGGAACUCCUAGGAAAAUUCCCCAACUUGGCCAUGACAACGGAUUUAGCAUGUACAACUGCAUUGCACACAGCUGCCACACAAGGGCAUAUUGAUGUAGUCAAUCUUCUUUUAGAAACAGAUUCGAACCUAGCUAAGAUAGCAAGGAACAAUGGUAAAACUGUGCUUCAUUCUGCAGCAAGGAUGGGGCACCUGGAAGUGGUAAAAUCCCUGGUAAGAAAGGAUCCAAGCACUGGUUUUAGGACUGAAAAAGGGACAACGGCACUACAUAUGGCUGUGAAGGGUCAAAAUGAAGAGAUAGUGGAAUUGCUAAAACCUGAUCCCACAGUUUUGAGUUUGGAAGAUAAUAAGGGAAACACAGCACUCCACAUUGCUAUAAAGAAGGGUCGUGCUCAGAUUGUGCGCUGUUUAUUAUCAGCUGAGGGCAUUAACAUCAAUGCCAUUAACAAGGCUGGAGAGAGCCCACUUGAUGUUGCAGAGAAGUAUGGAGGUCCAGAGCUUGUUGCAAUUUUGAAGGAAGCUGGGGCCAGCCAAGCUAAAGACCUUGGAAAGCCCCCAAAUGCUGCCAAGCAACUUAAGCAAACUGUCAGCGACAUAAAACAUGAAGUUCAGUCCCAACUCCAGCAAUCCCGUCAAACUGGAGUGAGGGUCCAGAAAAUUGCAAAGAGACUAAAGAAGCUUCAUAUUAGUGGUCUCAAUAAUGCUAUCAACUCUGCAACUGUUGUUGCUGUUCUCAUUGCCACAGUUGCUUUUGCUGCUAUCUUCACUGUCCCUGGUCAAUAUGUCGAGGACGAGACAAAGGGUUUUUCGCUUGGGGAAGCUCACAUAGCAAAGAAGUCCCCGUUCAUCAUAUUCUUUGUGUCUGAUAGCCUGGCAUUGUUCAUUUCCCUUGCUGUCGUUGUUGUUCAGACAUCUGUUGUAGUAAUUGAACAGAAAGCAAAGAAGCAGCUUGUUUUUGUGAUUAACAAACUCAUGUGGCUUGCAUGUCUCUUCAUCUCAAUUGCGUUCAUUUCUCUCACAUAUGUGGUAGUUGGGAGAGAAUCUCAGUGGCUUGCUAUUUGUGCGACAGUGAUUGGUGGUACAAUCAUGCUCACUACAAUUGGCUCUAUGUGUUAUUGUGUCAUUUUACAUAGAAUGGAAGAAACAAAAUUGAGGAAUAUAAGAAGAGCUGAAAGUCGCUCCCUUUCUUUGUCUAUGUCUGUGGCUGCAUCGGAUCCAGAGAUUCUUAACAGUGAGUAUAAGAGAAUGUAUGCUCUUUAAGACAACUGAUUAGGAAGAACCCGAACUGGUAUGGGAGGAUCCAGUCGUACUCCUCUGUAAGUAAUAUGGAAUAAUUGUCUACUGCUCCCGCUCUAGUUAUUAUCAUGUGAUUGUAAGGACUUGAGCUGAGGUGUUUCACAAACCUGUGAAUGUGAAAUGAGGAAAUAGGCUCCUGGCGAAAAGGCAAUGAGAGGUGCUCAUGUUGUUAGAUAUCCACUGCUUAUAUAUAUUGCAGUUGAAGCUUCAUUGCAAGAGGAGACUUGCUUUGGUUUUCCUCAUCUGAUCAGUUCAGUUCCAUGAUAUUAGCAUUAGCGAGGAGCUCAGGUCAGGAUGUUCAUUUUACUUUCAUGCCGAUUAGAAACUUGAGUAGCAAAGUUCCAUAGCUAUCUGCUUCAAAAAUUACUUAUAUAAUAAAUCCAUUUGAUAUGGAGAUGUAAUACCAUAUUCUGUUUAUAAUGAAUCUAGAAGAGCCUUUUCCGAAGGUCUUUUCUCUGUGCUUA
Molecule: messenger RNA, 3407 nt
Organism: Carica papaya (papaya)
Lineage: Eukaryota; Viridiplantae; Streptophyta; Magnoliopsida; Brassicales; Caricaceae
Product: ankyrin repeat-containing protein At5g02620-like
Cellular component (GO): plasma membrane
Molecular function (GO): protein binding
Source: RefSeq, a predicted model, not a curated record